UUUUAAUGGGAAAUUGUGUUUAAGAGAGAAAACCUUAACAUACUCUAUUUGAUGCUCAAGAAUUAAAAAAACUUAAUGAAGUUUUUGAUCAUUAUUGUGAUUUAUAAACAGAGUAUCAUUAUUAUAAUCCUAUAGAACUCGCAAAAACAGACACCUCACAUAGUAAAGCUUUGAAGAAAUCUUUAUUGAGAAUCCUGAUUUUGGUAGAAAGUUGUUUCGCUUCCUAGAAGUUUAUGGUUAAAAAGAAAAAUAUAUACAUAGAGAUGUGCUAUUUUACAUUUGUAAUUAUUAUUUAAUAACGAAUAGUGGAGGUUCUCUUAAAAGAUGCUUCAUCUGUAAAUCAAUUAAAAAACUUAAAUAAAGUAGAACUAUUUUCACUUAUAAGUUUAAAAUCAUGCCAAUAUGUUAAAAAUAAAGAAGAAUUACAUUCUUUCAAAAUUACAUAUCUAGAUGCCAUUACAAUAAUAAAUGAUAUUCUAAAGAUUAGAUUGUAAGGUGAUAACUUUUAGAAUAUUGAUGAAAAAGCUAGUAGAGCAUUAUUAGAUUCGUUAUUUAAAUCAGAAAAUGGAAUCAUAGAUUGGUUUGAGUUAAUAAAGCAACUUAGACUUCGUCUCGGGGGUUUAUCAGGAGUCAUCAAAUAAUACAUUAAAAUUAAGUUCUUCUUAUUAGAAAAAUCAUUAGAAAUACCUUAGAUGAAUACCACAUCAUAUUUAUUAAAUGAAGAUUUAAUAUUUUAACUUUAACUAAGUGCUCAUGAGACUAAACUAAAAGGUGCAAUAAAGCUAGAACUUUUAUAUUCUAAUCUAGUUCAUAAUGGAGGAUUUAGAUAAAUGGCAAAUAACAUUAUACAAUCUGGAUUACCAACAGUAAUAUUAUUGCAACAUGAAGAAUUAUAUGAAGCACUUCAUGAUAAAAGUAAUAUACAAAAAACAUAUACAUUUGGAGCAAUCUCAAAUCAAAGAUGGUUUGAUACAGCAUUACCUCAAGGAGAUAAUAAAGAUUGUAUCUUUUCUUUAUAUCCAUAAUUUGUUGUGUAUUAACCAAAGAGAGAUAGAACUGCAAAAAAGAAUUUUUGUUAUUUAAAUACCAAAGAUAUAUCAAUGCCUUAGGGUAUUGGUUUUGGAUUUGAUGAAAAUAAAUUUAGAAUUUGGAUUGACAAAGAUUAUAACAAAUCUACAUGUUCAUCUGAAGAUUUAAGUUAUGAAAAUGGUGACCUUGUUCAUAGACACAUUAAAAAAUUAAAGGUUGCCAUUAUUUAAUGAAUUUAGAUCGCUAUUGUAGAAGUUUGGGGAAUAGUACAUCCAGCUAUAGAAGAAUAAAUGGAUGAUCAUAAUAUUGCUAAUGCUGAACCAGAAUUUUAAUAAUUUGAAAUCAAUAAUUAUGAGGAAGUCGAAAAUCAAAAUUUAGAGUAAGAUAUUAUUAUAUUCAUCAUAUUCUUAGUUCUAAAGCUGAUUAUUAUUGGGCUAAUAAAUAAUAAGAAGUUAAAAUUGAAACAACAGCAACUAAUACUUUUUAUUGGAAUAAUGCAUAAACCUCAAAACCUACUUUAUAAUAUAAUUCAAACCUUACAAAAAGUCAACCAAUUACUAAUCCUUACUACAAUUAAGGAUUAUAAACUGAAUAAUAAAUUGCUGAUCUACUUGUUGGAAAAAAUACAACUAAUUAUAAUUAAUAAUAAGAAGUGAUUACUUAAACUACUCUUACUCGAAGAAGCAAUUUACAAAGACCAGUCUUAGAUUUUAAAUAAAAAACUACUUAUGAGCCAGAGAUUGUACCUAUAAGGCAAGAUAACAUCUCUGAAACAAAAAGUUAAAAACAGUAUUAAAUUUUAUAUAAAAUUUAGCGAAGUUUUUGGAACUAACAUUAUUGAAUCUUCAUAUCCUUAAUAAACCAAUAAUGAAAAGGUAUACUCAACCAAUUCGAGUUUAACUUAGUCAAAAGGAAGAAAAACUGCUGAUUAAAUAAUCUAAGAUUAUGAAUCAAGAAAAAGUAAGAGAAAUUAUUGA
Molecule: messenger RNA, 2006 nt
Organism: Paramecium sonneborni
Lineage: Eukaryota; Ciliophora; Oligohymenophorea; Peniculida; Parameciidae
Source: the annotation of a GenBank genome assembly